This is a messenger RNA of Purpureocillium takamizusanense, 1215 nucleotides long. RefSeq lists its product as uncharacterized. The transcript is spliced from 3 exons. The record is from RefSeq and is a predicted model, not a curated record. Gene Ontology annotation, biological process: mycotoxin biosynthetic process. The coding region runs from base 403 to 1158 and encodes 251 amino acids. NCBI's taxonomy places the organism in Eukaryota, Fungi, Ascomycota, Sordariomycetes, Hypocreales, Ophiocordycipitaceae.
GAGACAUGGAAUCCUUCACACAUGCUGUAAUAAGCCUUCGCUGCACCCGGUGCCUUUCAUGGGGGCCACCUCACAAGUCCUUCCCCGCACGUCUAUAAUGCCUCAUCUGGUCGUAACCCGACGGGACCAAUCAGGCUCUUGGUCCGCAUCUCGAAGGAUCUGAGGUGGUCGCCAGGUGCUGACGGCAGUGCUGCGGGGGAGCAAGUACUGGUACAUGAGGAGGAUUUGGGCUUCCCAUAUCCCGCCAUCGGGGAGCGCCGAGCAUCUUCAUUGCCCUUUUCGUCUGUUCAUGUUGGCCCUGACCUUGCUGACUGCUCCAUAUACACUCAGACUCCAACGCGACGCUGCCAAAUACAACAAGCGCUUUCUCUGGCUCCGUGGCUCGCCCACCUCGCGGGCAAGAUGUUCCAGCAGGCGACAAAGCUAGAGGCCGAGUACAAGCCCCUGGCAGAGGGUGACGGCGAUUCAGACACAAUCGACGAGUGCCAGCCGCAGCGGCACACCACAAGGCAACAUGCUGGUGGGAGAUCGUCAAGAUUGUUCCAUAUCGGAGUCAUAUGCUUGGAGCUCGUCCUGUGCGUCCUUCUAACUGCCGGAUUCAUCGUGCUGGACCAGUCGCGCCGCUCGCUGGGGUCCAGAGUCUCGCUCGACGGCCUCUCGGAUCUCGGAUCGUACAACACGACGAUGAGGUUCGAGAACAACUCCCAUUUACUCGCCGACACGCACCACGCGGACCGAUACUGGAGCGACCUGCUCGAGAGCGCCGGCGUCGUGUCGCUCAACACCGAGUGGGCGCGCCACCAGGGGCUGCGCCCGUCCGCGCAGUCGCCCACGGAUGCGUCCCAGAGCAUCUACCAAGUCGACGUGUUUCACGCACUGCACUGCCUGAACUCGAUCCGCCAGAACCUCAUGUCCAAGACGCCGCCCGCCUGGGACGAGAAGCACGUGCUGCAUUGCCUCGACUACGUUCGGCACCAGCUGCUCUGCCACCCGGACCUCACGCUCGUCUCGACAAAUGACCUAGACGAGUUUGUCCUGGACGAGACGCACACCUGUCGGGACUAUGGGGCCAUGCUGGAGUGGAUUCAUCGGCACCGCUGGAUUGAGUUCCCGGAGUGGCUCCAGGCGAAAGGGCAUAAAGAGACGCACGACCACUGAUGAGAUGCAGCGUCCGCGACUCGUGGGCGUGAGCGAGAUGCUCCAAACAGCUACGCG